AGGGGUUUCUGAAUUUUUCACUACACCUGUAAAGCCUCCCAAAAUCUCUAGCUGGCUGACGAGUGUUGGAAUAACGGAUGCAUAAUAUUACAGAAAAACCUGAAUACGCUCUUCUUAAAAAAUUGGUCAGUUACGUGGGUUUUCUGCUCUUGAAACAGUUUCGCAUGCUGCCUUUGUUAUUAAUUUUGAAACGACUGUUCGCUGAUUGUUUUUUUUUCUUCUUCUCGGGAUUCAAAGAGACAAGAGGACCGAUUGUAUCACUGAGCAGCAGCAGCGGCGGCGCGGGCAUCCUAAUCCAGGUGCCUCUUUUUUUAACUGAAAGCAGUCAACAUUUCAAAUUUACCGCCAAAGCUACUGACAACCUACGGACUCAACUGCAAUUUAAAAGCCGGGAAGGAGUUUACCUCUGUUAAACUCUGGGAUUUUGAUAACAUUUUAUUGAAUUGAUUAAAAACUCUGGGAAUAUGAGAGGCUGAGCUCGACCGGAUGUGUCGGGUGGUAUGAUCGCUUUUUUAAAUGCAGAAUUGUUAUCGUUAUACUGUCAGAAGCUGACCAGGGCACUUGCAGUCUGCGUGACCUGACACCGCGGGAUGGCACGCAGCUGUCAGAGUGGCUCUGCUCUGGAGCAGCUGCUGGCUUCUGUAGGGACCCGUUUGGCAGGCCCACAGUGGCAGGCCCAGUCCUCGGAGUCUUCGCAAGUCCUGGCAGUGCUGGCGGUGGAACGUUACCUUGCAGAUCAUCCUCGCUGCUACAGCUACGACGUGACGUUGACGGACGGCGUAUGGCGGUUGAAAUGCCAGCUGUCGUCAAAUCUUGCCUCUCUAGUACAAUGUAACGUACUCUGUAGCGGCUCAGAGUUGCGCGUUCGCUGCGUUUCUUUCCUCUACGACGAGCGCCGGCUGGCCCCAGGAUGGCUAUGCAUCGAAGCUGCAGACUGUGUUUCUUCCCACUCGGCCCUGCUCCUAGGUCUGGCCGAUCCAUUCUCGCUGCCCUCAUUGACAACCGGCACAGAUGGCGUUGUUAGAGCCGCAGAAGAUUCACUGGCAGGGUCGCGCAAACUGCACCUAUCACUGUGGAAUAACGAAGACCCCUACGGUGCGCAAUGGGCCGACGACACGCCUCCGGCACACACAUUUUCUCCUGAAGUGCCAAAGAUGAUUGUUUUACAAGACUUGGAAAACUUUUGGAGAAGUACAGUUCGUUUUCCCCCCUUGUUGGUGAAAGUCAUGUAUAAAUCCAGACUGCGGUAUUAUGGGAGACCAGAGAAGAAGCAAGCUAUCCCUUUUCAGGCUUACUUUGAAGUUGCAGACCGAUCUGGGAUGAUGUCAAUGGUUCUGUGGAAUUCCAUGUGCUUGGACUGGUACCAGAAAAUAAAUGUAGGAUCAGUCAUUUAUGUGCAACGCUACUCUGUAAAGGAAAGUUACAGGCAAAGAACAAGGCCUAAAGCUGGAGAUACACAAAUACGGGUGUUUAACUCCUUAGAAAUUUCUUUAAAUGCCCGAGAUCCACCUGCAGACAUUCAGGUGAUUCCACAUAGCAGAGUCAAAGCAGAAUGGGGAUUGCCAGCUGUCAAAUAUCAGUUUAUUACAAGGCAAGAGUUGGACUCUUUACCUGUAAACUACACAGCUGAUGUCAUUGGUCUGGUAACAUAUGUUGGCCGAUGUGAACGAAUCAGAAAGAAGGAUUCUGCUGAAGACUUUUGGAUCUAUCGCUGGGUACAUAUUAUAGAUGGUACUUCAGACCAACCAUUUAUUUUGGAAAUAUUUGCCACUUCACAACCUAAUGUUUUUAGCAACAUACAUCCAACUGUUUGCCUGGUGUGCACUCAGAUGCGAGUGGUGCAUGGUGCCAAUCAAAAUAAUGCCGCAUACCUCACAACAUCUAAUGAGACACAAGUAUUUAUUACAGGUAGUCAUAAAGGACAACCAUACAUUUCUGAUCCAAAAGUGAGGAGGUUUGUUAAAUGGGCAAAAACCAUGGAAGACUCUGAAUUCCUGGAGAAGACUUCAGUUGGUGGAUUUUACAUCUUUCCUCCUCCUCCGGUGGUGUUUCGACAAAGCGAUGCACAUAAUCAGGGUGAACUUCUUACAUGUACCAGUGAACUUCAGAAGCAGAUUGAAGGCCUCCAGUAUAAAGAGCGUAAGCGUUUUGCCGUGCAGGGCUUCAUUACUGCUGUUGAAUACUUUCCAUGGCCAGCCAGAAGAGUAGCUGCUCAACAGCAGCAUGGUGAGCCUGAUGACCUGGUCCAGAAAUCAACCACAGAGCAGCAAGAGCUACAGAAAGCAAAAGCUACUGGUCAAACUGAAGUUGUCAAAGGCCAGUCUGAGGGCCAAAGUUUAAACCACUUUCCUUCAGAAAUAAAUGAUGCAGCUCAGCAAAGCUGUGACAUAAGAAACAGAAGUCCAUACAAAUUAAGGCCAAGGCAGAGAAAUGAGAACAAAUCCCACAAGACGAACAUAAAAAGAGUUGCUCAUGUAACAACAGACAGUACCUUACAGAAGGAUUUCGCUGAAGAACAAAUUUCUACACCAGAUUUUAAGAGCACAACACCAGUGUUUGAAGCACGAGAGGGGGCAGUGGCCCAGCCUAAUUCAGAUUUACAAGGUAGCGGUCGAAUUCAAACUGACUGGAAUUGGCAAGGUGCUCAUUGUACCUCUUGGCAAAGUACCAUGUGGCCAGUGGUGAAAGAGCAUCUGUCAGAACACCUGGAAUAUAACAGCCUUCUUCCAGGAAGUGUUCCUCUUAAAUUUAAAUAUGAUUGUAAAGAAUUUCUGAUGCAGCAGUGUAACCUGCACCCAGCAAAAUGGUCUCCACCUGACUUUAAUGCGGACCUGAGCUCUGGCAGCUUCCAUCAUCUUUCAGUAGAUGGAUAUUAUGUCAUCACAUUAACAGGUUUGAAUCAAAAGGUUGCAAUUAGCACAGUCUUCCUGCCUGUAACAUCUCCUAAGGAUCCCAGGUGGCUUGGUCUUCCACAGGUGUCUCAUGAUAACACACUCUUUUCAUGCUUGAUGAAUGGAUUCAUCUGCUCCUCCACUGCUGAAGGAGGCCUUCAACGUUUCCCAACACCAGAUGCCAUCAUACAAACAGCUUCAAGUAUUAACAACAAGCAUAUCAUUUGCCUCCUGGAUGUUUGCAGUCUUGGUGGUAAUAUGGUGGAGGUCUUCCUCAGUAAAGUCUAUGAUGUCACAUAAAUAACUGUUCUGUAAAAAAAAAGUCAUUGAUUUUUCUGACUGUACAUGAAUUUAAUUUGAAAAGAAUAUACUUUUUUUUUUUUUUUUUUGAAUAGGCAUGAAUCCAUUGUUGAUGUCUUUGUACACUUAUUGUCUGUCCUUGGGGAGAUGUCAUUGUGAAAGUAAAGACAUGAAGAAGAAUAUUUUUUCCAUGUACAUACAUUUAAAAAAAAACAUUAAUUACACAUUGGAGUGAGAUGCUUAUGAAAAGGUCAUGAUUAAAUUAUAAUUUUAUCAACAGUACACACCAUACCUGUUAAAUUAAAAUUCUUGCUGAAUGUAUUUGAUUAUCAGAUUAGGUCAAUAAAUAGAACUUUUUUUAUUAAUAUGAAAACUUGGGUUAUUCCAGAAAUAUAAAUAUAGUGGAGAAGGCAGGUCCUCUUUAGUGUUUUUUUGUUUUUUGAUACUUUGUUAUAGUAGGUUUAGCUAUUUAUGUAUCUUAUUAGUAUCACACAGUCAUUCAAGCCAUUUAAAAAUUCUUCAACACUAUAUUUGCUAAUUCUACACCUGUACACUUUUUGUUAAUUUAACACUGUAAUUUUAUUAAGCUUGGAAAAAUUCAAAAUAUUACCAUUAAUUCUGAAAACAAACCUAUAAAGAUUUUCUCCAUUUAAGUUCAAACUGAAAUAUAUACAUAAAGCAUUGAAUAGCACCAAGAAAAUACAGUAAUUGGUAAAAUGAUUAAGCUGCACAACCCAAAAUGCUGGAAAAAGGAUGAUGUGGUUUCAGCAAAUUAAUGGAUAUAGUACAGUAUAUAAACUGGAAAUCCAACAUAAUGGAAUUUAGUAACAGAGAUAAAUGUUAGUGUUUACUUAACUAUACAAAUCCACUGUGCUUCACUGUACUUUUCACAAUUUCUGCCUAAAGAAUUUUAUAUUUAAUUUUGUUUUUACAUAUUUAUAUGUGGGUAUUUAUAAUACUGCUUUAGGUAAAUAUGAAAUGUCACUGUAAAUCAGCCUAGAGUGAACUAUAUGAAGGAAGACACACAGAGGAGGCAAUAAAUAAUAAUCAUUAUGAAAGAAAUUUUUAAAUUACAAAACUGCAUACAAAAAGAACCAUGGUAUGUGUUUGGCUUGUCUUGUGUGAUGUAGAGUGGCCCGUGUUUGGACUACAUGUUGUUUAAUAAAUGUGCAUUUUAUGAAAUCAAAUCAUGCCGAUGUUUAAGGCCCAUUUUAGCAGUUAUUUUCCUAAUUGUCAUACUUUGUGACUGCACAUGGAUUGGCUCGAGGUGUGCCAUUCACUCAAGGAGGAUGACAUUGCAGCCAUGUUAUAUAACUUCAUGUGAAGACAAUGACAGUGCUCCAUGAAAAGUUAUCUAUGUGUUGAACAUUCUCACUUGUGUAACUGACAUUCUUUGUAAAAAGACUGAACCUGAUGUAAGGGUUCAUUUCAACAUUGUGUUUAAUGUAAAAAAAAAAAAAAUACGAGUGGUAUGGAUCAUCAGAGACUUCAUAGGCAAUUCCAGGAAUUCUAAAUAGUAGAUGCAUGUAGUAAGUGGCUAAAUUGACACAUGGAAAAAAAAAUUUCCACCUAUUGCUUAAAGGCUGUAUUCUGUGACUAUAUUUUAGUUUCAUUAGGUUUUUAAAUAUUAUGCCACUUGAUAAUAAAUAACU
Erpetoichthys calabaricus (reedfish) is the source of this 4843-nucleotide messenger RNA. It is a transcript of the gene radx, whose product is annotated as RPA1 related single stranded DNA binding protein. NCBI's taxonomy places the organism in Eukaryota, Metazoa, Chordata, Cladistia, Polypteriformes, Polypteridae. The transcript is spliced from 15 exons. Gene Ontology annotation, molecular function: single-stranded DNA binding. The coding region runs from base 591 to 3191 and encodes 866 amino acids. Gene Ontology annotation, biological process: regulation of DNA repair. Gene Ontology annotation, cellular component: replication fork. The record is from RefSeq and is a predicted model, not a curated record.